CACGUGGCGAACAUGGACCCGGUGCUUUACGUGUUGGCGGCGGUGCUGCUGGCAGCGCUCCUCGUCUUCGUCAGCCGCGUCAGGGGACAGGCGCGCGCGGAUGAUGAGGAACACCGUCAGAAUGUGGUGGCCGCAGCAGCAGCAGCCCGACCCCAGCCCUUCGCCGGUGAGCGGGGCGAUGGGAUGCCCAGGCACCGAAGGAACAGGAUGCUCGCUCUGAGACGCUCGCAACAGGCCGAGGAAGCAGUGGAAGAAGAAAAUGAUGGAGCUGAACCUGCUGAGUUCCAGACUUCUGGAAAGGUUGGAGCAAAGAAACAGCGGAAGUUAGAGGAGAAGCAGGCAAGGAAGGCUCAGAGAGAGGCUGAAGAAGCUGAGCGGGAAGAAAGAAAGAAGCUUGAACAGAAACGAGAGGAAGAGCGCCGCUUGGAAGAGGCACGGCUGCGUCAGGAGGAGGAGAGGCAGGAAGAAGAACAGAAGAAGGCCAAGGAAGAGGAGGAACGGCGGGAAUAUGAGGAGUAUCUCAAGCUGAAGGAGAGCUUUGUGGUGGAAGAAGAAGGAAUGGAUGAAGCCAUGACCGAAGAGGAGUCACAUAGCUUCAUCACAGAACUUCUCGACUACAUUAAGAACGCGAAAGUGGUUCUUUUGGAAGACCUGGCUUCUCACCUGGGCCUCAGGACGCAGGAUGCAAUUAACAGAGUCCAAGACCUGAUGGCAGAUGGCACGCUCACAGGGGUGAUCGAUGACCGAGGCAAAUUCAUCUACAUCACACCAGAAGAGAUGAUGGCCGUGGCUGAGUUUAUUCGCUGGAAGGGACGUGUCUCCAUUACAGAACUGGCCCGAGAAAGCAAUUCUCUGAUCAAUCUGCAACCGGAGGCCAGUUUUCUUAGCAAAGGAAUGGCCUGAGAAGCUAUUCUAUUAUUGGGGGAGAAAUAAAAUGGAUAAAGUCAUUUCUUGGAUCAGUUGGGCUUUUGGAUCACUGAGCCAUAUUCGUGCAUUUGGAAUAUAUUUAUAUAAACAACUCAAUUGAUAUGCACUAAGAAUACAGUGGGAAGAAUGCUUUUAAAA
This is a messenger RNA of Python bivittatus (Burmese python), 1065 nucleotides long. RefSeq names its product DDRGK domain containing 1 (gene DDRGK1). The record is from RefSeq and is a predicted model, not a curated record. Lineage: Eukaryota; Metazoa; Chordata; Lepidosauria; Squamata; Pythonidae. Gene Ontology annotation, biological process: cartilage development; negative regulation of IRE1-mediated unfolded protein response; protein K69-linked ufmylation. Gene Ontology annotation, molecular function: ubiquitin-like protein ligase binding.